UUGUCCAGUGAACACAGCGACAUGGCUCCAUCCUUCCUCAGCAUCUCCCUCCUCUUCAUCGGCGUCCACGCAGCAGAUGGAUACAUGGAGGUUGUGGUGGAGCGUUGUCUCUUUAACUCCACGGCGAUGAAGGACAUCGAGUACAUCAGGUCUGUCUACUUCAACAAGUUAGAAACUCUCAGGUUCAACAGCUCAGUGGGGAAGUUUGUCGGCUUCACUAAACAAGGACAGAAGGACGCUGAUUACUGGAACGAACAAGAUAAUUAUCUGUAUAUGAUGCGCAAUAAGAAGAGCAUCUGUCAUUACCACAUCCAGAUGGGUUACGACAAUGUUCUGACUAAGUCAGUUAAGCCCUACGUCACGCUGCACUCUGAGACCCCCCCUGGUGAUGGACCUUCAUCCAUGUUGGUCUGCAGCGUCUAUGACUUCUACCCCCAGACCAUCAUAGUGAGGUGGACCAGAGACGGACAGCCAGAGACCACCGGGGUCACUUCCACCGACGAGCUGGCAGACGGGGAUUGGUACUACCAGACCCACUCCCACCUGGAGUACACGCCCAGGUCUGGAGAGAAGAUUGCGUGUGUGGUGGAGCACAUGAGUCUGAGUAAACCUCUGGUUACCAACUGGGACCCGUCCAUGCCCGAGUCUGAGAGGAACAAGGUUGCCAUCGGAGCCUCGGGACUGAUCUUGGGUCUGACUUUGUCUCUGGCUGGAUUCAUCUACUACAAGAGGAAAGCCACAGGACGGAUCCUGGUCCCCAGUCACUGAACCCGGUCCUGGUCUUGGUUGUGGUCCUGCUUCUCGUCAGCUGGAAGGAAAAGCUGGAUCGACACCUGGACUCUGGAUGCUGGGGGCCCUGAAAGCAGGACUCUGCUUCUUUUACGUGUGAUUCUCAGCUUUUCUGUGUGAAAUCAAUAUCAACGACUCAAUAACUCAAUCAUGUGAUUCUUACAGUCAUAUAUUUUUACUUGCACUUAUUGUACAUCGCUUUGGAUAAAAGCGUCAGCUAAAUGACCUGUAAUGUAAUGUAAUGUUUACUGCAAUGAAACCUUUUCUAAACACAAUAAACCAUC
This is a messenger RNA of Pungitius pungitius (ninespine stickleback), 1073 nucleotides long. RefSeq names its product H-2 class II histocompatibility antigen, E-S beta chain-like. The coding region runs from base 22 to 768 and encodes 248 amino acids. Gene Ontology annotation, biological process: antigen processing and presentation; immune response. The transcript is spliced from 6 exons. NCBI's taxonomy places the organism in Eukaryota, Metazoa, Chordata, Actinopteri, Perciformes, Gasterosteidae. Gene Ontology annotation, cellular component: MHC class II protein complex; membrane. The record is from RefSeq and is a predicted model, not a curated record.